This is a messenger RNA of Saccoglossus kowalevskii, 870 nucleotides long. RefSeq names its product ALX homeobox protein 1-like. Gene Ontology annotation, biological process: regulation of transcription by RNA polymerase II. Gene Ontology annotation, molecular function: DNA-binding transcription factor activity, RNA polymerase II-specific; RNA polymerase II transcription regulatory region sequence-specific DNA binding. The record is from RefSeq and is a predicted model, not a curated record. Lineage: Eukaryota; Metazoa; Hemichordata; Enteropneusta; Harrimaniidae.
AUGAUGAUUUCGAAUCCCACUAGUCGAUGGACUGCUACGUUAAGCGUACACCAACAGAGAAGAGCUAAAAGUUCGUUUACUAUUGAUAGCAUCCUUGGGUUGAGCCAUGAGAUGCCCGUAGAACAACGUGAAGUAGCAAGCGUGGAAGAGAAGGGCGAGCACUGGACAGAAGAUGUGCAUAUAGGUCGUAUACGGCGAACUGAGGAACUAAAGUUACCUGGCAACCAUGUUAAAGAGUUAACGCCAGAAGAAACUAAUGAAGGUUACACUGACAAGAAGGAGGGGCGAAAGAAGUCGAGGCGCAUGCGCGUUAGAACCAAUUUCGCUGCUUGGCAACUAGAUGAACUCGAGAGGGCGUUUGAAACAACUCACUAUCCAGAUAUCUUCAUGAGGGAAGCUCUGGCAAUGAGGUUGGACCUCAUGGAAGCAAGAGUUCAGGUCUGGUUUCAAAAUAGACGAGCUAAAUGGAGGAAGCGAGAAAAAUAUAACAAGCAACAAAAAGCAACAGCUUCGUCGUCAUCAUCAUCUUUGGCGACGAAUAUUAAUCAUCGUGAAGCCAUCGGUGAGCAGGCGACUAACCCUGGAAACGGGACAGGUAGAUCGCAACUGAAGAGAGUUGUUGUAAGCUCAGCACCUUUUCUUAACGUGGUACCGCCGAGCCUACCGCCGAUGAUGACGAGUACACCGCUCUGCCCGUCCGAUGGUAAAGUGUUUGAAGGGUCCAUGGAAGAAAGGAGGAACAUAAGCAUAGCUAAUUUGAGGCAACGAGCUAAGGACUUUGACGAAAAUGUUCAUCUGAUUCCGGUCUAUGCACAAGGAGUAAUCUACAAGACAAUUUAUCAACCAAAGACCGAAGAAAUCGCGAAAUAA